GAGCCGCUUCUGCUCCGCUAUUCGAGAGGUGUAUGAGCAGCUUUAUGACACGCUGGACAUCACUGGCAGCGCCGAAAUCCGAGCCCAUGCCACAGCCAAGGUGGGCCCCGCACCUCAUUGCUCCUGGUGUCUAUUUAACUGCCUGGUCGAGCUCAGUAUCUCCUUCAUGCCAGUCAUUUCUGUUUCCUCCCUCAUGAUUUUUGCUAAAUCUAUGUGCCACUCUUACCAUUAUUAAAUAAUCGCACAUUUUUAACUUAAAUGUCAUACGAAGGCGUCUUUAGCAACUGCACAUGGAAACCAGUGUGGCAUGACUGGCUAGAAGAUAACCUUCAACAUCUGUACAGUGCAAACCAGGGAAGUCAUGGCGCUCUGAUCUCUCACUGCACAAUAGUGAGAUGCUACCUCUUGCUGCUGCCCAGAGGCUCGGAUCUCCCUCCAAGCCUGGCUUUCCUCUGUUUAAAAGCCACAGUGGCUGCCUUCACAGCCAGCGAGGGCCACGCACAUCCCAGGGUAGUGGAGCUACCCAAGACGGAUGAGGGCCUCGGCUUCAACAUCAUGGGUGGCAAAGAGCAGAACUCGCCCAUCUACAUCUCCCGGGUCAUCCCGGGGGGUGUGGCUGACCGCCAUGGAGGCCUCAAGCGUGGGGACCAACUGUUGUCGGUGAACGGUGUGAGCGUUGAGGGUGAGCAGCAUGAGAAGGCGGUGGAGCUGCUGAAGGCGGCCCAGGGCUCGGUGAAGCUGGUCGUCCGUUACACGCCGCGAGUGCUGGAGGAGAUGGAGGCCCGGUUCGAGAAGAUGCGCUCUGCCCGCCGGCGCCAGCAGCACCAAAGCUACUCGUCCUUGGAGUCUCGAGGCUGAAACCACAGAUCUGGACGCUCACACGCAUUCUCUCCCUGUACAGUAUUUAUUGUCCCUAGCACUUUAUUUAAAGGUCUUUUACCCUCA
Cercocebus atys (sooty mangabey) is the source of this 945-nucleotide messenger RNA. RefSeq names its product lin-7 homolog B (C. elegans) (gene LIN7B). The record is from RefSeq and is a predicted model, not a curated record. Gene Ontology annotation, cellular component: MPP7-DLG1-LIN7 complex; cell-cell junction; synapse. Lineage: Eukaryota; Metazoa; Chordata; Mammalia; Primates; Cercopithecidae. Gene Ontology annotation, biological process: neurotransmitter secretion; maintenance of epithelial cell apical/basal polarity; protein localization to basolateral plasma membrane. The transcript has 5 exons. Bases 259 to 858 code for a protein of 199 amino acids. Gene Ontology annotation, molecular function: L27 domain binding.